Messenger RNA from Nezara viridula (southern green stink bug), 207 nucleotides. Lineage: Eukaryota; Metazoa; Arthropoda; Insecta; Hemiptera; Pentatomidae. The record is from the annotation of a GenBank genome assembly.
AUGGAGAAAAUGUUCAAAUUUGUUGUUGAUAGGAAAUAUGAGAAUUUCCAAAGGAGACACGAGGCAAUGACUUUAGACCAGCACGGCAGCGCCCCUGACAUUCCACCCAACAAAAGCGUUCGGCCAUUGUCCACUAAGGCUACAAUGCCUCCCGUAUCUACACACUUCGGAUGUACAGGUAAUCGCUUCCUUAGAACAACAUCAUAG